UACGUUGUCUCCAUGGAUCCACAGUACUUCAGGCAAAGGCAUCAGUGGGAAGCAGUUUUGUAGAAUGUUGGGGUGUUUGUUUAUGGUGUAUGAUAGAUGCCUUCAAUUUUUUUCUAGAUACUAAUUGAUGAAUUCGAUCGUUUAGAUCCCAAACGAGGCAGCGUUUAUUAGCAACUAAACACUGAACAGAACCAUUUAAAUGUUAAAUAUCACAUUUCCUUUUUAGUAUCACAGUAUUUUGUAGAAUAUAUGUGUAUAGAUCUAUAUACGUAUGUAUGCAUAUGCAUAUAUAUAUAUAUAUUUAUAAAACUCGCACGAACAAUUAGAACAUGGCUCCGCGAUGCGACUUCCCAACAAGAAUCAGGGGGGAAAAUGAUCGUUCCUCGGUGGUGGCGGCAGCGGUGGCGGCGACGACGACGACGACAACGUUUCGAUCGUGCAACACUAGUGCUGUGUUAAGUAUGUCUGUGCUCUAUAUAUUUUUUUGGUUCUGCUGCCUUCGAAGAACUACCAGAAUCGAUGGGUGUUUGUGGAAUCCACACAAAAUGUCAUAUUUAGUUCGUACAAACUACAGUUGGCAGAUCAAGAUCGAACGCCAUUACAGAGGACCGCCGGGUCAACGUCAUUUUCAUGCGUUUCUUGUAAAUAUUCACUGAACCUGGCCGAAUCGGAGCUCAUGCAGACAAACUGAGGUACGGACGCGACUAUCCAAACGAUCAACGGAUUAUAUUACGAGCUAUUCCUACCGAUACUCCAUUUUUUUUUCUCAGCAACUUACGAGAAAACUACUCAGACUCACUCUAACACGAUCAACUUUGGGGGGUCAUUUCAACAUUACGCAUGCGCCCUCUCCAUUUCCGAUACUCCUCAUUUGCGUACGAAAAUAACCAUAGAUAUUUUGAAAUCGGUCUUUCUGAAUGGACACAUUGAGCAAUCAGCAGGUGAAUUAGCAAACUAUCGAAGCCGAUCAUCCACUAACGAACCACACACGUUUACCCCAUCAACAAAAUCAAUUGCUGCUCAGCACUCAGAAUUACUAGAAAGGCGUGGUGAAUCAUAUGUAAACUUUUGAAAAAUGUAUUCAGCACUCUCCAACGCGGACCGGGCAAACCUUGCCCGAUGGAUGAUUCAAACAUUUAUAAAAUCAAAAAUGAUUUUGAUAGAGGAUGCUGAAAUAUUGGAAUCGUUCCGAUUUCCUAUUGUUGGAAACGCUUCUCCAAUAGGAAAUACCAUGCUUGCUGGGGGGGUAGCCAGUGUGUUAGGAAUAUUUUGUGCGGCACGGUACAAUUCGUAUAUUGGAUUAGGGGCUUCAGUAAUGCCCAUCUUUGGGAAUUAUGCCUAUCGAGGGUAUUCGAUGUAUCGUAUGAACAAUAUCAAGAAUUGUACAUGCAAAUUAAUUAAUACUCUGCAGAAAACCUUUUUACUCAAUCUUAACGUGCAAAAUUAUUCACAUCAUAGACAAAAUAAAUUGAAAAUGAUGAAGUCUGCCGACGUAAAGGAGAUCGUAGAGAAUUGUGAUGUUAAAUUCUAUAAGAUUUAUAAACAAAAUUUGCUCCUUAUAGUUACAAAUAUGCAAGAAGCAUUGCAAGAAAUAACCAAAGAUAUUCCAUCGCUUGCCUUCUACUAUCGUACUGUAAGCGAUUAUAAUAUCGAAAUGAUAGAAUUUAGCAUCACAGCUGAAGAGUUUCUCGAAGAAAUAAAAACUCUUCAUGAUCUAUAUUGCUUAGUUUCGUCGGCAUUUUUGACAUGCGCUGGUAUUGCUAUAAAAAUUUUCUGUGUUGAUGUUACUAUCUACAAAUAUGUGGAGGAAAUUGUUCCAAAAAUCCGAAAAACUCUUGAGUUGAUACAUGAAAAGUCGGAACAAGAAUAUUACCAAUUUAGGGCAGUAUCGACUAUUAAUGUUUACUACGAAGCGGUUAAUGAUACUAACAAAUGGGCAGAGCCACUGAAAUCGCUUGGCAUGCAUUGCAAAUUGGUUUCAGAUAUUUCAUCAGCAUUGCUGAUGUGCAAUGAUGAAGAAACUGUGUCUGAUUCAGUUAAUGUGUUGCGAAAUGAAUUAACAUCUGCAACUGAAAGCUUGAAUGAUUUGGUAGGUGUGGUAGGGAGGAAAAGACAGGUUCAAACACGUCCGGCAAGUACAGAUACAGAAUCUUCUUUCAUGACGGCAGUAGCGCAAUCAGACGAGACAGAAGAAGAGACUGAGCCAAAUACUUUUGAAGCGACGGGGGAAUUUGAAAGUUUUUAUACUAUUGAGGAGGAACCUACUUCAAGUAUAGAAGAAGAUACUAAUAUCAAAAGAACUCGUAUUGCAGUAGUGAGAGAGCUCAAAGAAAAAUUACAAAUGAUAAAUGCUGCAAGAGGGAUUACGAGUGAGCAACCACCGCCACCGCCUUUGCCAUCAGAUAUUUUAACUUUAAAUAUACCUUCAGAUAUCAGAAUUGCUAACUCCAACAAUUCUAUAUCAUUGUCGGAGGCGGUUUCGGCCAUAGCUAGGCAUAUGAACCGAACCGAGGAUACGUUCGGAGAUGAAAACUGAUUUUUUUUUUCACAAUUUGUAAAUUAUCAUAUUAAAUUAGAAGCGAGGGCUGCAGAUGAGAAAACACCUGGAAAAAUAUGAACGUGAGAAAGUACGCUUUCAAUUCACUCCAGUUGCUAUCUCUACCGAAGUUAUAUAGACCACCCGCUGGAAUAUAUGGAUCUGCACGAACUUAAUUUAAAUUGUAGUAAAUUUCAAUUAUUCCAAGGUGCCAAUUGUAAACCUUAAAUUCACUACUUUUUAACUUAUACUUGUUAUUAAUCUAACGUUAUAUAUUUUUUUAAGUUAUAUAUAUGUGUCUAUGGUCGCCUGUAUUAUUUAUUUAUUUAUCA
Nicrophorus vespilloides is the source of this 2868-nucleotide messenger RNA. RefSeq lists its product as uncharacterized. The transcript has 9 exons. The record is from RefSeq and is a predicted model, not a curated record. NCBI's taxonomy places the organism in Eukaryota, Metazoa, Arthropoda, Insecta, Coleoptera, Silphidae. The coding region runs from base 1076 to 2536 and encodes 486 amino acids.